AAGCCAGAACAGUACACAAGAGCGAAAAUUCCAUUACUCGAUAACCAGAGGGCGGAUCUGCAAAAAGCCUCCUCCUCUCCACCCCUCGUCGGCGGCAUCUCGUCGCCCCCGCCUCGAAGCUUCCAGAAGCUUCUCCUCCUCUCUCCUCCCCUCCCCAUGGCGCGGCGGGGCCACCACCACCACCUGGCGGAGGUGGCCCUCCUCGCGUCGGCCUCCGAGGACCUCGCCGCCGUGGGCGCCGGCGAGAGGGAGGGGUGGCUCGACGACCCCGCCGUGCUCCCCUCCCUCGCGCCGCGCGCGCGCGCCCUCGCCGUCGCCAGCGCGGCGAGGUCCGUGCUCGCGGUUGUCCCGGUCGCCGGAGUAGGCGGUGGGGUCACGGUGAGGCCCGCGCUGGGGCCCGACGACGGCCGGAUCUCCGCGGUGGAGUGGGUCCCGCUCGUCGGGGAGGACGCCGAGGAGGCUGGUGGGGAGGGAGUGGCCGUCGCCGUGGGCACCGACGCCGGGUGGCUUCUGUUCUACUCUCUCGCAGGCGAUCUACUGCACAAGCAGAGUAUUUAUCCUUCAAAGAUACUGAAACUUAACUUCCGUGAGAGGAAGGAAAACGCCUGGGAAGAUUCGGGUUCAGAUGAGCUUUCUGUGGUUUUCCCUGGUGUUAUUGCACGUUUUGAUGGUGCUGACCUUCAGAACAUGCUUCAAAAAUCAUUACAUGAAGUUAAAUCACACCUGUGGAAAGACAAAUCUGAACAGGAAGAUGCUGAGGAAGAUAGUUCCUUUGGAAGAAUACCUUUUCAAAUUUGGAAUGUAAGCAAAUUCAGUUCUUGUGCAGAUGCUGCAAUUGUUGGGCUGAUGCCACCUCCCUUGCUGGAACUUCAGUCGAGUCAGCGCCAUUAUUGUGCAAUUACAGUUGGAGAGGAUGCUGUAGUUUCUGCAUAUAGGUUAUCAGAAGACAGAAGCAGGUCAAUUGUUGGAGCAAUUUUAUCAAGAGGUGUUGCUGCAACAUUUUCAACAAUAUCAUCUCUGUCUAAAAUUAUAUGGCGGAGCGAACCAUCACCAACCAAGAAAUCACGUCCUAAGCCUCAGUCCUUUGCAAAAACAUCACCACUAACUUGCUUGAAAGAUUCACCGAGGAAGGGUGAACGGCUUACACUAUCUCCAAGUGGUACAUUGGCUGCCAUAACUGAUUCUCUUGGCCGCAUUCUACUAUUGGAUACUCAUGCCCUUGUGGCUGUACGGCUGUGGAAGGGUUACCGUGAUGCUUCAUGUCUUUUUGUUGAGAUGCUUCUGAACAAAGAUAAAGCAUCGAGCUCACUGCACACAGAAUAUACAAAGAGUGACUAUUGCCUGUGCCUAGCGAUCCAUGCUCCACGGAAAGGCAUCAUUGAGAUCUGGCAAAUGCGUACCGGGGCACGUCUUCUGACCAUCCCGUGCCCCAAGGGAAGCAGGAUCUUACAGCCAUCGACGAGGUUCAUGUCAUCGCCCUUCUCAUCGUUGUAUUCACCAUUGGAGGUUUACCUGUUCAACGGUGACUCUGGGCAGUUGUCUGUAUUGAAUAGGCACAUUGGUUAAAUAUAUCUUCUCUUGUGCUGUUUUCUUUUUUUCUUUUACCGCCCAGGGUUGUACAGUACUAUUUUAAUUCCUGAAUGGCUAGGUGUUUAUGAUUUGGCCUUUCAAGGAGAUAAAUAAAUAAAGCUAGUUUUGUGUGAUUUUGCCAAUAUAUGAAAAGCUAAAGAAUUCCUCA
This is a messenger RNA of Oryza sativa Japonica Group (Japanese rice), 1738 nucleotides long. RefSeq lists its product as uncharacterized. Gene Ontology annotation, biological process: regulation of GTPase activity. The record is from RefSeq and is a predicted model, not a curated record. NCBI's taxonomy places the organism in Eukaryota, Viridiplantae, Streptophyta, Magnoliopsida, Poales, Poaceae.